Messenger RNA from Malania oleifera, 1558 nucleotides. RefSeq names its product GDSL esterase/lipase At3g26430-like. Gene Ontology annotation, molecular function: hydrolase activity, acting on ester bonds. The transcript is spliced from 5 exons. The coding region runs from base 13 to 1353 and encodes 446 amino acids. The record is from RefSeq and is a predicted model, not a curated record. NCBI's taxonomy places the organism in Eukaryota, Viridiplantae, Streptophyta, Magnoliopsida, Santalales, Ximeniaceae.
GCUCUAAGAUUAAUGAAUUGGACUUGCCACGUCACAAAUGGGGCUUCUUCUAGUUCUUCUCCACCUGCUUACGUAACUCGCCAAGGGCCUCGCUCUUCUCUCUUCACAGUUUCUCUCUCUCUCUCUCUCUCUCUCUCUCUCUCUCUCUCUCUCUGGAGUUUGACGGUCGCCAUGGAGUUCCGGUGGGUUCUGACUGCGGUAACGGUAUUAGUUUCAGCUGCUUUAGGGACGAGUACUACAGCCGAUGGCGGCCGGUGUGAGUUUCCGGCGAUAUUCAACUUCGGGGACUCAAAUUCCGACACUGGCGGCUUGUCUGCGGCUUUCGGCCAGGCGCCUCCGCCCAACGGAGAGUCUUUCUUCCAUGGGCCCGCCGGCCGCUAUUCCGACGGCCGUCUCGUUAUUGACUUCAUUGCGGAGAGCCUUGGACUGCCGUACCUGAGCGCGUUCCUGGAUGCGGUGGGCUCCAACUUCAGCCACGGCGCCAACUUCGCCACCGCCGGCUCCACCGUCCGGCCCCAAAACACCACCCUCUCUCAGAGCGGUUUCAGCCCCAUCUCCCUCAACGUUCAGUGCUACCAGUUCAACGACUUCCACCGCCGAUCUCAGAUCGUCCGAUCCCGAGGGGGGGUGUUUCGAGAACUGUUACCUAAGAAGGAAGAUUUCUCUCGUGCAUUAUACACCUUUGACAUAGGCCAAAACGAUCUCACAGCUGGGUACUUUCUCAACAUGUCAACCAAUCAAGUUAGAGCAUACGUCCCUGAUGUGUUGGAUCACUUCUCAACCGUCAUUAAGUUCAUCUACGAUCAAGGAGGUAGAUUCUUUUGGAUACACAACACGGGCCCUGUUGGGUGCCUGCCGUACGUUAUCGAUCGUUUGCCAGUCACUGCAGGACAAGUGGAUGCUGCAGGAUGUGCGAGCCCAUUCAAUGACGUGGCACAAUACUUUAACAGUAGAUUGAAAAAGACAGUGGGGCAUCUGCGGAAGCAACUCCCUCGGGCUUCAAUCACCUACGUUGAUGUUUAUUCUGUCAAGUACUCCCUCUUUAGCAAAGCCAAGAAGUUCGGGUUUAAGGAACCCUUGGUGGCGUGUUGCGGGCACGGGGGGAAGUACAAUUACAACAGGGAAGUGGGAUGCGGCGGGAAGUUGAAAGUGCGCGGGAAAGAAGUGAUGGUGGGUAAACCCUGCAAGGAUCCGUCCGUCAAGAUUAUCUGGGAUGGGGUCCAUUUCACGCAGGCCGCCAACAAAUGGAUCUUCCAUCAAAUAGCGGGCGGCUCCUAUUCGGACCCUCCAAUCCCAUUGAACAUGGCCUGCCAUGCCCAUGCCCAUACCCAUACCCAUACCCAUCAUGUCUAGGGUUUGACCAAACUCAGAAAAUAACCGUAAGUUUAUUGCAGUGUCGUCGAGCUGUGCAAAACUGUAAAUUUAUUGAAUUGUGCAGAAAUGCAGAGCCUUGGAGAUUUGACCAAUACUAAUUCAAAUUUCCAAGCCCUCACAAUGGGCCGGCCCAACACUCCAAAUGGACAUUAAGCCCAAAAAUAUUGAUGACACCUUGAAACCA